This is a messenger RNA of Ilyonectria robusta, 1681 nucleotides long. RefSeq lists its product as uncharacterized. Gene Ontology annotation, molecular function: flavin adenine dinucleotide binding; electron-transferring-flavoprotein dehydrogenase activity. NCBI's taxonomy places the organism in Eukaryota, Fungi, Ascomycota, Sordariomycetes, Hypocreales, Nectriaceae. The transcript has a single exon. The record is from RefSeq and is a predicted model, not a curated record. Gene Ontology annotation, cellular component: cytoplasm. Bases 328 to 1548 code for a protein of 406 amino acids.
AUUCGAGUUAUGCAGACAUCUUGAUGCCUUCCGGCCUGCAUAUUUGACCAGGGGAUCCGUCUUGCAGGCGUCGCUUAACCAGGAUACAAAAUUGAGGUUUCGGGAACGGUCGGAUAGUGGAGAUCCAGUAGACGAGUCAUAGCACCAUGGAUACGAUGGUCUAACAAAGAACUAAAACCGGGCUGUGAUCGGCGAGUCUUCUGACCGUCGGAUAAAACUUGUGAGCUAUUGGGAUGCUAUUGACCCCUGAAAAUUUCAUGACACCUUGCUUCUCAAGUAUCCAAGGUGUAUUUAAAAUCGGCACGAAUUGAAUGCACCUGGAAAAGCAUGAUUGUUGUGAAUGUCACCACUAGCAACCCGAGUCAAAUUAUCACACCCUUCGUUACCACGCAAGACGCAACAACCACAAUGGCAGAGACAGUAGUGAUACUGGGUGCAGGUUACGCCGGAAUUGGCAUUGCACACAUGCUGCUCAAACACACGAGGCCCAAGGUCAAGGAACUCACGGUUGUCCUCGUCUCGCCAACUACCCAUCACUACUGGAACAUGGCGGCCGUACGGGGUAUAAUACCUGGAGAGUUUGCGGACGAGCAACUAUUCAAAGCUAUUGAGCCGGGCUUUGAGAACUACCCCCAGAACGCCUUCAAGUUCGUCCUCGGCACAGCAACAGGCAUAGACAUCACUACGAACAGUGUGUGUGUCAAGACCGCCAGCGACAUCACCACCCUUGGAUACACGCACUUGAUCAUCGCCACCGGAUCAUCAUAUCCAGGGAGCCUGCCGUUCACGAUCGUGGGAACGUACGAAGCGAGCAUCUCGGCCCUUCACUCCUUGCAGGAGGAGGUGAAGACUGCCAAGUCUAUUGUUAUAGCGGGUGGUGGGCCAACUGGCGUUGAAACCGCAGGAGAGCUUGCCCAGACGUUUGGUGAUACCAAGCAGAUUACUCUCAUCACGAGUGGUGACAAACCUCUUCCUGGUCUGCGCUCUGACGUUGGCAACUCUGCUGCAGUGGAACUUGAAAGGUUGAAGGUCAAAAUCAUUCCUGGGGUUCAUGUAACCUCGACCAACACCACAGAUCACCAGGCGUCGGUCACCCUUUCUGAUGGCCAGACUCUUUUGGCGGAUCUUUACCUCCCGUUAUACGGGAUGCGUCCCAAUAGCCAGUUUAUUCCCGCUCAGCUCCUGGAUUCCCGAGGUAAUUUGAAGCUGGAUAAGAAUCUCCGGGUUACAGGAGUCGACAACGUUUGGGGUGUUGGGGAUGUGGGCGAUCUUGAGCCUAAACAACUCAUCUACGCUGAAAGGCAAGCAAUCCACCUGGGGAAAAACCUGGAUGCCGUUCUCGUUGGCAGGAAAGAAGAUGUCAAGGAUUUGAAGCCUGCUGUGACCCCACAGGUGUUUGUCACUAUUGGAAAGAAAACUGGUACUGGGCAGUACAAUUGGGUAAAAAUACCUGGUUUUGUUGUUAGUGCCGCCAAGGGGCGGACCUUUUUCAGUGACAAGGGGAGUGGCUUGAUAGCGGGGAAGAACAUUGUGAGAUCAUCAAUCUGAGAUUAGCAGUUGAAAUACAGGAUACCAUACCCGGACCAGUGUAAGGUUUGUGGACAUGCAGUGAUUGAAUAUCGAAUAUGUGGAGAAGGAUAGAGAUGUAUUUACCUUGGAACUAAAAUAUAUGCAAAUCUAG